UAGACCAUGAGUCCUUGACACGGUGAGUUCAGUAGUUUUUUUUGAAUGGUAGGAAAGAAAAGAAAGACUAGAUUCACAAAUUCAAUCUUGCAAAUACCCUGGUUCUUUCUUCUUGUUUCCGUCGAUCCUCUCUGGAGCUCCGAUCGCUUUCCCCUAGCAAGGUCUUGCAUAUACAAAUACAGAUAGGUGUUGUGUUGGAUUGUGAAACUUGAGGCGUACGUCCUAAAAUUUGAAGUUUUGGAGUGACCAUCAUGACAAUGAAUCAGCGCGCGACAAUAGAUUUAGAACAAGGAUGGGACUUCAUGCAGCGUGGCAUAACAAAGCUGAAGAACAUUCUUGAAGAGCUACCAGAGCCACAAUUCAGCUCCGAGGAGUAUAUGAUGUUAUACACCACAAUUUACAAUAUGUGCACCCAAAAACCACCUCAUGAUUAUUCGCAGCAGUUGUAUGACAAAUAUCGGGAGUCCUUUGAGGAAUAUAUUACAUCAACGGUGCUGCCUUCUUUGAGAGAGAAGCAUGAUGAAUUUAUGUUAAGAGAGUUGGUGAAAAGGUGGUCAAAUCACAAAAUCAUGGUGAGGUGGUUGUCAAGGUUCUUCUAUUACCUGGAUCGUUAUUUCAUUACCAGGAGAUCCCUACCAGGUCUCAAUGAAGUUGGAUUAGCAUGCUUCCGUGAUCUGGUGUACCUAGAGUUGAAUGCAAAAGUGAGGGAUGCUGUUAUAUCUCUGAUUGAUCAAGAGCGCGAGAGUGAGCAGAUUGAUAGAGCAUUAUUGAAGAAUGUGCUCGACAUAUUUGUUGAAAUAGGAAUGGGACAAAUGGAUUAUUAUGAGAAUGACUUUGAAGCUACGAUGCUAAAGGAUUCUGCUGCUUAUUAUUCUCGAAAGGCCUCAAGCUGGAUCUUAGACGAUUCAUGUCCUGAUUAUAUGUUGAAAGCUGAGGAGUGUUUGAAACGUGAGAAGGAUAGGGUCUCUCAUUAUCUACAUUCAAGUAGUGAGACAAAAUUGCUUGAGCAAGUACAACAUGAGCUGCUAGCUGUGUAUGCCACCCAAUUGCUUGAGAAGGAGCAUUCUGGGUGUCAUGCAUUACUCAGAGAUGACAAGGUGGAGGACUUGUCAAGAAUGUAUAGGCUUUUCUCUAAAAUACCUAGAGGCUUAGAACCAGUCGCUAAUACUUUUAAGCAGCAUAUAACUGCUGAAGGCAUGACACUGGUUAAACAAGCUGAAGAUGCGGCAAGCCAUAAAAAGGCAGAAAAGAAAGAUAUUGUUGGUAUGCAGGAACAGGUUUUUGUUCGAAAAGUGAUUGAACUUCAUGAUAAAUAUUUGGCAUAUGUAAAUGAUUGUUUUCAAAACCACACACUGUUCCACAAGGCACUAAAGGAAGCCUUCGAAGUUUUUUGCAACAAGGGUGUUGCUGGGAGCUCGAAUGCUGAACUUCUUGCAACAUUUUGUGACAACAUUCUGAAAAAGGGUGGGUGUGAGAAAUUGAGUGAUGAAGCCAUUGAGGAGACACUGGAGAAGGUUGUAAAGCUGCUUGCUUAUAUAAGUGAUAAGGACUUGUUUGCAGAAUUCUAUAGGAAGAAGUUAGCUAGAAGGCUCUUAUUUGAUAAGAGUGCUAACGACGAACAUGAGAGAAGUAUCUUAACAAAGCUGAAGCAGCAAUGUGGUGGUCAAUUCACAUCAAAGAUGGAGGGGAUGGUAACUGAUUUGACAUUGGCAAGGGAAAAUCAAACUAGUUUUGAGGAGUAUCUCAAUAAUAAUCCAGUUGCAAGCCCUGGUAUUGACCUGACUGUUACUGUUCUGACUACUGGCUUCUGGCCAAGCUACAAGUCUUUCGAUCUUAACCUCCCAUCUGAGAUGGUUAAAUGUGUUGAAGUGUUUAGAGAGUUCUACCAAACAAAAACAAAGCACAGGAAGCUUACAUGGAUAUACUCAUUGGGUAUUUGUAACAUAAGUGGACACUUUGAGCAGAAAACUAUAGAGAUGAUUGUGACUACUUACCAGGCUUCAACUCUGCUGCUAUUCAAUGCAUCAAAUAGGUUGAGUUAUCAAGAAAUUGUGGGACAGUUAAAUCUUUCAGAUGAUGAUGUUGUUAGACUUCUCCAUUCAUUGUCAUGUGCAAAAUAUAAGAUCCUCACCAAGGAGCCAAGCACCAAGACUAUAUCCCCUUCAGAUGUCUUUGAGUUCAACUCUAAAUUCACAGACAAAAUGAGGAGGAUAAAAAUCCCUCUCCCUCCUGUGGAUGAGAAGAAAAAAGUAAUUGAAGAUGUUGAUAAAGACCGAAGAUAUGCAAUCGAUGCUUCAAUUGUGCGCAUUAUGAAGAGUAGGAAAGUGUUGGGAUAUCAGCAGCUAGUCAUGGAAUGUGUUGAGCAGUUGGGUCGCAUGUUUAAGCCUGAUGUCAAAGCAAUCAAAAAGAGGAUUGAAGAUUUGAUCACAAGGGACUACCUUGAAAGGGACAAGGAGAAUCCUAACAUAUUUAAAUACUUGGCCUAAAAUUGAGAAUCCAUGUUUAUUUUUGUCUGCUGCUGGAGAGUGAAGAGUAUCCAUCCCGCCAAACAACGGUCCAAAAAUGCUUGCUGAUGGAACUAACUCGUGCUCUUGAGAAUUUCAAAAUAUUACUUAGUAUAUUUGAGCACAAGAAAAGGGCAAUACUUAAUUGUUUGUACUUCACCUUCUGGACAAUUGUUGUUCUGUUUCUUCAUAGAUUUUCCACUUGACUUUCUAGUUGUUGUAAUUGUUUCGAAAUUUGUUCCUCUCUACCCUAUUACCUGCUGCUUGCAUGGUUUUAAAAGGCGUUUCGCUUUUACGCCCCUGAGGCGCAAAGGCGCAAAGGCGUUCCUG
Messenger RNA from Cuscuta epithymum, 2834 nucleotides. The record is from the annotation of a GenBank genome assembly. Lineage: Eukaryota; Viridiplantae; Streptophyta; Magnoliopsida; Solanales; Convolvulaceae.